AAGAUUAAAUCAACUUAUUUUAAAACUGUAUCUAUGACAGUAUGCAUCUUCUUUCAUUCACCGUCCCACUAACAUGAACACAUCGACAAACACCAACUGAUCAGAAAAAAUGGCAGGCAAGCAGAUCUCAAGAUCCAAGUACCGAAUCAUCCUCAUAGCACUCUCCAUACUCGGUUUCUCUCUCCUCAUCUUCCUCUCUUCUCUCUCUCCUCUCCGCAACUCCUCCCUUUCCUCCUCCGCCCAUUUCCACCUCCCCACUUCCCAAACCUCAUUCGUCGGCUCCCUCGAACAAUUCCUCGCCAAAACCCAAUCCUCACCCUCUCUCCCCGAUGACACAGUCCCCGAAUCAAUCACCGAUCAACACGUCAAGAAUCUCGACGAUGCAAUCUUUCAUUCCGAAACAUAUAGACUCUAUUCCGAUCCGUUUUACCCUAUUUCUCUUCCUCUUAGGGUUUACGUCUAUAACAUGCCCUCCAAAUUCACCUACGAUUUACUCUUGCUCUUUCAAAACACAUAUAGAGAUACCUCCAAUCUCACCUCCAAUGGUAGCCCCGUUCACCGUCUCAUCGAACAGCACUCUAUUGAUUACUGGCUUUGGGCUGAUCUCAUUGCUCCUCAAUCGGAAAGACUCUUGAAAAGCGUUGUUAGGGUUCAUCGACAAGAAGAUGCAGACUUGUUUUACAUACCUUUCUUCACCACUAUAAGCUUCUUCCUCUUGGAAAAACAACAAUGCAAGGCCCUUUAUAGGGAAGCUUUGAAGUGGAUUACAGAUCAACCUGCUUGGAAGCGCUCUGGUGGAAGGGAUCACAUAAUGCCUGUGCAUCAUCCGUGGUCUUUUAAAACUGUUAGGAGAUCUGUGAAGAAAGCAAUAUGGUUGUUGCCGGAUAUGGAUUCCACGGGGAACUGGUACAAGCCGGGGCAGGUUUAUCUCGAGAAAGAUCUGAUUCUUCCCUAUGUUGCCAAUGUUGAUUUUUGUGAUGCCGGGUGUUUGUCUGAAAUAAAUCCCAAGAGAAGCACACUUCUUUUCUUUCGGGGCCGCCUCAAAAGAAAUGCGGGAGGAAAGAUACGCUCUAUACUUGUUGCUCAAUUAAAGGGAGCUGAUGGUGUAAUUAUAGAGGAGGGGACUUCUGGAGAUGGGGGAAAAGAAGCAGCUCAAAAGGGCAUGCGCAGGUCUUUAUUUUGCCUAAACCCUGCUGGUGACACUCCAUCCUCUGCUAGAUUAUUUGAUGCCAUUGUUAGUGGCUGCAUUCCAGUUAUAGUAAGUGAUGAGCUGGAGCUUCCUUUCGAAGGCAUACUUGAUUACAGGAAGAUCGCUUUGUUUGUUUCAUCCAAUGACGCUCUCAAGCCAGGUUGGCUCUUGAAAUAUUUAAAAGACAUUCAACCUGCUCAUAUCAAAGAAUUGCAACAAAACCUUGCCAAGUACUCGAGGCAUUUCCUGUUUUCCAGUCCAGCUCAACCGUUGGGUCCUGAAGACUUGGUUUGGAAAAUGAUGGCCGGCAAGGUAGUGAACAUCAAGCUUCACUCCCGAAGAUCCCAACGUGUUGUGGAAGGAUCUCGAAAUGUGUGCACAUGUGAAUGCAGGCCUGGCAACAUUACUAAUACUGGAUCAACAAUCUCUUGAAACUUGAAUCACAUUGUACUAUUACUUGGUGUAGUUGUCUUAUUUUUUUAUAUAGUUGUCUUAUACGAAAGGCUAUUUUGUUGUACUAUUACUUGUUACUAACAUGAUAAAUAAUUUACAUGUUAUCUUCUGUAGUAUAUCAGCUUUAAAUGAAUGAAAAUGGAAAAGGAAGAUCAAAAUUACUUAUCGUCA
Messenger RNA from Lathyrus oleraceus (garden pea), 1813 nucleotides. Its product is annotated as probable arabinosyltransferase ARAD1. Bases 110 to 1621 code for a protein of 503 amino acids. The record is from RefSeq and is a predicted model, not a curated record. Lineage: Eukaryota; Viridiplantae; Streptophyta; Magnoliopsida; Fabales; Fabaceae. The transcript is spliced from 9 exons. Gene Ontology annotation, molecular function: glycosyltransferase activity.